CGGGGCCACGCAGGACCGCGAGAACCGCACAGCGCUCUGACACGAGAGCUUUCGCUUUUAUUUUCGCCUGCUUUUGUCCUCGGUUCGCUCUGCGGACACAGGACGAGGGCCGGGCACGAGCUCAGCGCCGCGCAGCGCCUGCGGGCCUCUCCCCGCCGAAGCCGUCCCGGCACUGCGGGCGCAGCCGCCGCUUCCGGGUGCCGUGCCGUGCCGUGCCGUGCCGUGCCGUGCCUCCGUCUCGAUUCGCAGUUCCGGGGCGGCCGAGGAUCUCGGCGCUCUCCGGGUCCGGCGCGGCCCUCCCUGCAGCCUCAGCCCCGGCCCUCGGAGCCGCGCAUGGACUUUCUGCCGCUCCUGCUGCUCUACCUGUGCCUCGUGCUCGCCGUCGCCGUGCUGUACUGCAGCCACGCGGGGAGUGGGGGCGGCCGCCUGGGCAGGGCAGCCCGCAGCGCCGGCCAGGUACUGUCAUUAGUAAUCCCCACUCGGCUCCAGAGUGUGACACAGGAGGUGCUCCUCAGGCUCUUUCACACACGAAACUAUUUGUUUGUUGUACUGCACAUAGCCUUGCAAGCAGCAGUUUAUGCUGAAUACACAUGGGAAGUGUUUGUUUACUGCUGGGAACUGGAGUUCCACCUUGUGCUGCUGCUGCUGCCCUACCUGCUGCUGCUUGGGAACACGGGCUGCUUCAUUCUGUGCUCCUGUGCCAAUCCUGGUAUAAUAACAAAAUCAAAUCAUGCAUCACUGAUGAAGACUUAUGCGUAUGAUGGUGUGUUAUUUCAGAAAGGCAUUGUGUGUGCUACAUGCAAUGUGGAAAAGCCAGCCAGAUCAAAACAUUGCAGUUUCUGUAAUACCUGUGUGCACCGUUUUGAUCACCACUGUGUAUGGGUCAACAACUGCAUCGGUGCCUUCAAUGCAAAGUAUUUCUUCCUCUACCUCUUCACACUGACUGUGAUGGCUGCGACCAUUGCAAUCAUCACUACAGCAUUUCUCAUCCAAGUGGUGCUGCUGUCAAAUAUGAUGCACGGGAGUUACAUUGAUGACCAAGGACAGCAGCACGCUGUUGAGAUUUUCUUUCUCAUCCAGCACCUUUUCUUGACUUUUCCUAGGAUUGUCUUCAUGCUUGGUUUUGUUAUUCUUCUCACACUUAUACUGGGUGCAUACUUCUGUUUCAACCUAUACUUGGCCUUAACCAACCAAACUUUCAAUGAAUGGUACAAAUUCAGAAGAUACAGGCAUUCCCAUCAUCGAACACUGCAGCCUUGUGACAGAAAAGUUGUCUACAAAAACACUUAUGCUAAAGGAGUCUGGAUGAACUUAAAAGAAAUCUUUAAGUCUCCUGCAGUGCUGGAAAGAAAGAAGAAAAAAUGAAGAUAAAACUCUUUAUUGCGUUGUUAUUUUUUUACUUUUUGUAAAAUGUGCUUUGAUACCACGGGGAACUUUGUUCAGAUAAGAAAAAAAAACAAUUUCAAUUAGUUGGAAACUUCUCAUGUGAUCAGUCUUCCAGAAGGAAAAAGCUGAAGCUCCUGCAAGUUUGUCUGUAACACUGCUCAGAUCAGCUGUGAAAGCAACGUGUUUGUCUUCUCAGACACAUCUGCAGUCCAGAAGGUUGCUGUACUCGAGUUAGGUUCAGCUAAGGUACAUCAUGUACACAGAAAAUGACUUUAUAUAUAUGGUUACUGUUUGUAUGCUGCAAAAUAUAUUCCAUGGUAUAAUUGGCAAAUGGAGCUCCUGAGUUACUUUAGUGUAUCUUAUGUACAUCUUCCUGCAGGAGGCCUUAGAGGAACUUAGCAGUGCCAUGCAUGUGGAAGAAGUAAAUGUCUGAAUGCACUGAUUUGUCUGUUACUUACACUGUGUUUGCCCUGCAGAGAGAUCACAGCUGACAGCAAUAUUCUAAUUAACAGUACCUCAGCAGAACUCUAUUUUAAAGUUACUCAGUGAGAAGCUGUUAGAAGUCCUGGUAACAAACUUGCUGACAGGAGGUGCAAGUGUGGACCAACAGACUGCAGUGAAUCUCUCCAUGCAGGAACAAGGGGAGAGCUAACAAAGAGCUGCUGUGAGCUGUGAGGAAGCUUCAUCUUGUUAAAACGCCUCAGGGCUGUACCACCCUGUUAAGCCAUUUACCUAUAGAAGCACUCCUGCUCUGAACAACUGUAAUGGCAAACCUAGGACUGAUCAAACUCCCCAGCCUGGAGGCA
This is a messenger RNA of Lagopus muta (rock ptarmigan), 2192 nucleotides long. RefSeq names its product zinc finger DHHC-type palmitoyltransferase 4 (gene ZDHHC4). Bases 334 to 1365 code for a protein of 343 amino acids. The record is from RefSeq and is a predicted model, not a curated record. Gene Ontology annotation, cellular component: endoplasmic reticulum; Golgi apparatus. Gene Ontology annotation, molecular function: protein-cysteine S-palmitoyltransferase activity. The transcript has 7 exons. Gene Ontology annotation, biological process: peptidyl-L-cysteine S-palmitoylation; protein targeting to membrane. Lineage: Eukaryota; Metazoa; Chordata; Aves; Galliformes; Phasianidae.